AUGCUGGGGAGUAUCUUUGUUAGAAUUGAUGACAACUCACAGAAAAUGGGGGAAGAACGAGACAGUGAUGAACACACGAAGGAAGCAGAAAGUGAAGUCUGCGUCUUUUUUUCUUUUUAUCUGCGCAAGCCUUUAGCGGCAACACUUAAGUCUUUAGCGGCGAAAACCAGCAACAUCGACGACACUCUGGAGGGAAGGUCGCCCUAUCUGCUUAAUUUGGUUACUGGGGUGCCUCCGGAAUGGCCGUGUCGACGUCAAAAUUAUGACUGGUGGACGAAAAUAAUAAUGGAGCUAAAGUCAGGCCUAUCUGCUUUCGUUACUGGGGGUGCCUCUGGAAUCGGUAGGGCUCUUUGCCUAGUUCUUGCCAAAAAGGGUAUAUUUGUAACUGUGGUUGAUACUUCUGUUGAGAAAGGAGAGGAGGUUGCAUCACUUUCACAAAAAGAAAAUCUCAAGUUUCAUUCGGGAUCAUUGAAGUUCCCUUCUGCUAUCUUUGUAAGAUGCGAUGUCAGUAAGCAAGGAGAAGUGGCUGCUGCAUUUGAAAAGCACGUGGAAGUAUACGGUGGUUUGGAUAUUUGUAUUAAUUGUGCUGAUAUCGAAACUUCUGUGCCUUUUCAUGAAGACCAAACAGAUGGAUCAAAAACAUGGAGACAUGCAGUCGAUGUGAAUCUUGUAGCAGUUAUUGAUUGCACCCACAAAGCGAUCAAAAUAAUGGAAGCUGCAAAAAAACCUGGUGUGGUGAUAAAUUUGGGUUCGGCAUAUCCAAUGAUCUCUGACCCUAUCUAUUCUUCCAGCAAAGGGGGUGUGGUUAUGUUUACACGAUCACUUUCUUCUUACAAGGAAAAAGGCAUCCGUGUCAACGUGCUUUGCCCAGAGAUUAAUCGAGCUAAGAAGGCUAAACAUGUGGGUUUUCAGUUUCUUAACCUCAAUCGAAGCUCUACUUCCAUGGAUACAAUCAUACAAGGUGCCUUUCAGCUUAUUACCGAUGAAAGUAAAGCUGGCUCUUGUUUACUUAUCACAAACAAUGGAGGCCUUGAAUACAUGCCAACUUCAUCUCAAGAAGCAAAAAACUUGGAGUUGAUCCCAUCAAGUUUGAAGAAGAUAGUUUCAUCAGUUGUUAAUUCUACAAUCGAGAUCCCUCAUACAUAUGAGCAACUAAUUAUUCACACACUUACUAGAAAUUUUCGGAAUGCUACACGUAUAGUGCGCGCACCCUUGAAAUUGCCGAUUAAACCAGAUCAUGUUCUCUUAAAAAUCAUAUAUGCUGGAGUCAAUGCAGGCGAUUUAUUGACAUAUGAUUCGAGAAGCGUUUGCUGGAUUUGGUAUGUGGACGUUAAAAAUGUAAGAGAAAGGGAAAGGAAGCUUGAUGGCACCAUAGUUCGAGGAAGAAUACUAGAGGUGAAUGUGGUGUUACAUAAAAGAAAAGAAAUUCCAGAGAUCAAAGAACAUUUGCAAAAGUGGUUGGUCGAGGAAAGAAUGGUGUCCACAAGAAGGAAGAGGAUCAACGAGGAGAUACUUGUAGCUGUUGAAGGAGAAAUCUUAAAGUUAGGCAUCAUUGAAUUUGACGAGGAUUGGUACCCUUUCAAGUUUGACCUAGAUGAUGAUUUCUAUGAAAAAUAUGAACUUUGCGUAGAAGAUGAAGACGAUGUAGACAGAGUCUCAGAAACUUGGGUGCAAGAAGGAGAUUGUGAAAUGGAGGAAGGUGAGAUCAGUCUGGUCUCUAAUCGGAAGACAGAUCCAAAAGUCAUGAUGGAGACAAACCAUAUUAGUACAAGUUCUCCGGAGAGCAGGAACUUGGGUAGGCUGGAUGAAAUGCCGACUCUGAUGGAGGAAGUGCAAGGGUCCUCUGGGAGACCACAAACGGUUGAAAUUUCGAGGGAGGCAAUCGGAAAGCCAUAUUGGAAACCUACGACAAGCAGUGGUAAUGGUAAUAUCACAUCCCUACUUCCUAGUGAAAAUAUGGAUAGGUCCAAUAGACUGAUUAUUGAUUAUUACCCCUGUUGCCCCGACCCAUUUGGACACAAAUUUUGGACUUCCCCAUGGUUGUUUCGGGCCAUUCCCUGUUCAUGA
This is a messenger RNA of Lactuca saligna, 2067 nucleotides long. The record is from the annotation of a GenBank genome assembly. Lineage: Eukaryota; Viridiplantae; Streptophyta; Magnoliopsida; Asterales; Asteraceae.